AUGAACAGACCGAAGCGCCACUCUUUAAUCAUCAGUGCUCCUUCUUCACCAAUUAUUGGUGAUGAGCCCAAAUUUUUUUCUUCUGCGCCAAACACGGCUCAAUUGGGGUUGGGAUUGAACAGCAGCGGCCAUUCAAAGGAAUCACGGCACUCCUUUCUUCGAAUCAACCCUGGGGAUAGUAGAAAUGUUUCAUUCGACUCUUUGACAGAUUCGUCCAACAUCAAAUUGCUGCUUAUUGGAGACGCAGGCGUGGGGAAGACAGCAAUGAUUUUGUCGUAUUGCAACGAGCUUCCACGCGUUAGCACGAAAGUCAACAAAGACGAGAGCCAAAAGAAGCUCCCUCAAACAUCUGCGGUUAAUAGGGUGAAGAAUAUAGAGCAACGGAAGCGAUACUCGUUGAACGAUUUCGAAAAUUCUGUUGCAAGCGGAAGCGACACAGAGUUUGAAAUAAAUACAACUUCAACCAUUGGAAUUGACAUUAAGACGAACCUGGUUAACAUUGAUAACAGAUUCUUCAGAGUAAUAAUGUGGGAUACGGCAGGGCAAGAGAGAUACCGGAAUGCGAUGAUAUCAUCACUCUAUAAAGGCUCGAAUGGGGUUAUAUUAAGUUACGACAUAUGUGACUUCAAUAGUUUCCUGAAUUGUUUGAACGGUUGGCUGCUGGAGUCUAUUGAAAACAUCCCGAAUCUAGAUCACACAAGGUUCUACUUAGUUGGUAACAAACUAGACCUUUACAAAGAGAGGAAAGUCACACAUGAGGAUGUACUCAAUUUCAUCUCGAAGAUUGAAAAGGACUACCAUGUUAAAAUAUCUGGGAACUUUGAAGUUAGUUGCAAGUGGGAAAACAUCGUCGAAAGGACAUUUAACAUUAUUAUUAAGGACUUAGUAGAAAGUGGCUGUUACGAGGAUGACAGGGAAUUACGUGUUCUUCAAUCAGACACUUCAGACACGUAUGAUAGCUCAGCCGAAGAAGAACCCUCAACAAUGCGACAUAGGGCAGGCAAAAGUUCUUCAAAAACUGUAGAUUUAACAAAGCCUUUACAUUUAAGCUCGCAAGACAAGUCAAAUCCAUACCCUAGAACAUCAUGUUGCUCUUAA
Kluyveromyces marxianus DMKU3-1042 is the source of this 1098-nucleotide messenger RNA. RefSeq names its product Rab family GTPase YPT11 (gene YPT11). Bases 1 to 1098 code for a protein of 365 amino acids. NCBI's taxonomy places the organism in Eukaryota, Fungi, Ascomycota, Saccharomycetes, Saccharomycetales, Saccharomycetaceae. The record is from RefSeq and is a predicted model, not a curated record. Gene Ontology annotation, molecular function: GTP binding; GTPase activity. The transcript has a single exon.